AUGGUAGUACACACAAGAAACAACCACAACAAGGAAGAUGAAGAGUCGUCAGAAAAUACCGCAAAAUCUCCGAGCUCCGAGGAAACCGGCACCACGUCAGGCACCGGCACCACGUCGGGUACCGGCACCACGUCGGGCACCGGCACCACGUCGGGCACCGGCACUACGUCGGGCACAGGCACUACGUCGGGCACCGGCGCAACGUCGGACUCAGCGAAGACGUUGGACACAGCUGCAUCGUCGGGUACGGGCGCCAUCAAGAAGACGCGUCCCACACCAAAGGACCUACCCGGGCCGAGCAACGUCGUCCACCCCGCCGACACGUCGGGCAUUAAGGCCACGCCUGCGGCCAGCCUCGCCGCCACGAUCGUCGAGCGCAACCCCGUCGAACUGAUGCCGCCACCGAGACCGCCGACGAAGCCCGCUCGGUCACACCGAUCCAAGGCCUCCAGCAAGAGACUCCUCGCGGAGUUGGAGGCCAAGGAGAGGUUAGCCGAGCUAGAACUGAAGCGCGUGCAAGCGGAAACCGAGCUAGCGAGAAUACGUCAAGAAAGAAUAGACCUGGCGUCGUCAAGAGAGGAGUCAGAAGAAGAGGAAGAGGACCUCGCUCCACAGCGCAUCGCUGACUGGUUCAAUCGCCGACCCGAACAAGCGACUACAUUAGAAGAGGCCGCCCAUAUAGAAGAAACGCAAGAGCCCGCCGCGCGCACUACUAGACGACGCGCGCGACCGGAAACAUACGAAGAUGCUCGUGCGAUGGACGUGUCGUCGCUAACCGCCGCCCUCACAGAAGCCAUUCAAGCCAGCAAGUCUUACAAGAAGUACAUACCUGACCUGCCGACGUUUAGUGGCCUGUGCACCGAGUGGCUACAAUUUAAGGCUGCGUACAACGAGUCCGCGCCCAGUUUCUCCGCAAGUGAAAACGUCGCCCGUAUAAGAAGAAGUCUGAAAGGUGUCGCCUGGGAGGCCGUCAGCGCCCUCCUCAUCAGCCAGCCGCAUCCAGAAGACGUCAUCAAAGCACUAGAAAGAAGAUACGGAAGGCCUGACGCACUACUUGUCAACGAACUGGAGAAGCUAAAGGGACUGCCGCGCCUCACCGACAACCCACGUGAUCUGUGCAUAUUCGCCAGCCGGAUCGCUAACACAGUGACGACUAUCGAGAUAUUGAAGAAGCCGCAGUAUCUCUACAACCCCGAGUUACUGCGGUCGAUAGUUGACAAGUUAUCGCCGAUAAUUCGCAACAAGUGGUACGACUACGCAGCUACAAGAGAAGAGACGCCCGAACUUAAGAAGAUUGCCGACUUUUUGAAUAAUGAAGCCGACAAGUGCACGCCUUACGCUCCGCCUGAAAAUACAACAGAACAUAAAGAAGUAAGAAGUGCAAGAAAGAAGCCCGAGCGAACCUACGCCGCCGCAGUCGAAGUCAAUAAGAAGCCAAAAGAAGAAAAGCCGGCGUGCCCGUUAUGUGAGCACGCUACGCACCAAUUGCCGUCGUGCCCGCAGUUUAUGAAGAUCGACACGAACGAGCGCUGGGAAGUGGCCAAGAAGAACAACAUUUGCUACCGAUGCCUCGUCAGCAAACACCGACGCUUCGCCUGCCGCGCCAAGCCUUGUGGCCAGCAGGGCUGCCCCAUGAAACAUCAUCGCCUACUACACCACGAGAAGUCGCCACCCGCGGCCGCCGCUGCAGCCGCUGCCGAGCCACCCCCACCACACAAGCCAGAAGAAGUCGUGGCCUCGGCAGUGAACCAGAUCGCCUGCGUGACAGCACAAACAAGACGCGCCUACCUGAAGAUAGUACCAGUCACACUACGCGGCCCGCGGGCGGAAGCAGACACUUUCGCGUUACUAGAUGAAGGCAGCACCGUGACAAUUAUCGACUCGGCGCUGGCGGACACACUCGGGCUCAACGGCCCCACCGAACCAAUGUGGGUGCAGGGCGUAGGCGGGAAAGAGAUGGAGCACAAUCAGAGCAGGAGGGUCGAGGUCUACAUACGCAACAAGUACGGCGGGCAGGAGCAGCGCAUACCAAACGCGCACACCGUCGGCAGUCUGGGCUUCACCACACAAUCCAUAGGUGCGAGCGAGAUAGAUGGCUGCACACAUCUCAGAGGACUCAAGCACAAGUUAACCUACCAAGGCGCAACCCCACAAAUACUCAUCGGUCAAGACAACUGGGAGCUAAUCGUGUCGCGAGAAAUAAGAAAAGGACGGCGCGAUCAACUCGUCGCUUCAAGAACCCUACUAGGAUGGGUACUUCACGGCUGCCGCACCACCAGAGCGGAGCCGAUCGCGUACUGCUGUGCGCACCUCACGCGGGCCAAGUCGAACGAAAACAUAGAAGAAACAAUGAAGAAAUAUUUCGCUCUCGAGUCCCUAGCAAUCGAGCCGAGGCGACCGAGCAGCGAUCCCGAGCAACAAGCGCUUCGCAUAUUAGAAGAAAAGAGCCGCCGCUUACCCGACGGCAGGUUCGAGACAGGGUUACUGUGGCGCAACCAAGAAGAAAGAAUACCCAACAAUCGCAACGACGCACUGAAGCGGCUACACACGCUCGAGAGGAAGCUGGAUCGAGACGCAAACCUGAAACAACAAUACAACGAGCGCGUCAACAAUCUACUCACCUCAAGCUACGCCGAGCGCGCGACCACGCCACCAAGCGGCAGGACGUGGUACCUACCUCACUUCGCCGUCUGCAACCCAGAGAAGCCGAAGAUAAGACUGGUCCAUGAUGCUGCGGCCACCUCACACGGCCGCAGCCUCAACGACAUGCUGCACACGGGUCCAGAUUUCCUGCAAUCACUACCCGGCGUCAUCAUGAAGUUUCGUCAACACAGCAUCGCAGUCUCAGCUGAUCUGAAAGAGAUGUUCAUGCAGAUCAAGAUACGCGAAGAGGACAGGGACGCACUCCGCUUCCUAUGGAGGGGCGAUCGCCGCGAGGGAGAGCCAGAAGAAUACCGCAUGACUUCAGUUAUAUUCGGCGCGUCGUCAUCGCCGUGCACCGCUCUAUACAUCAAAAAUAGAAACGCACGAGAGCACGCGACACAGUACCCGGAGGCUGCGCGAGCAAUAGAGCGCAACCACUACAUGGACGACUAUCUCCAGAGCUUCAACACAAUAGAAGAGGCAAGACAAGUAACAAGAGACGUCGAUCAUGUACACCAACAAGCCAAGUUUCAGCUGCGUGGGUGGGCUACGAACGAAUAUGAAGCAAUAAGAGACGUCGUCGGCAGCGAAGAGCGAGAGGGAAACACUGUCCCUAUCGGCGGGAGCGAGAUAGAAAAAACGCUCGGCCUGCUGUGGGACACAAACGAAGAUAGCAUCCGGUUUCGCCUCAACACUAGAAGAGCUCAGCCCGAGGUGGUCAAUGACCUCCGGCCUCCGACGAAGAGAGAAGCCCUAAGCAUCAUAAUGUCAAUAUUUGACCCGCUCGGCCUGAUUUCACCUAUCACUACGCCGGCCAAGCGAAUAAUGCAAGACACGUGGCAACAUAACACGAGCUGGGACGAAGCUAUACCAGAAGAUCUGCGGGAGCGCUGGAGCGAGUGGCUACAACAACUGCGAGACCUAGGUACCCUAAAGAUACCUAGAUGCGCUACGACGCAACGCCUGCCGCCGUGCGCGAGCUACACACUUUCGUCGACGCUAGUGAAGAAGCAUACGCCGCCGCCGUGUACUGGAGGAUGA
Messenger RNA from Cydia splendana, 3684 nucleotides. RefSeq lists its product as uncharacterized. Gene Ontology annotation, biological process: proteolysis. Gene Ontology annotation, molecular function: aspartic-type endopeptidase activity. The coding region runs from base 1 to 3684 and encodes 1227 amino acids. The transcript has a single exon. The record is from RefSeq and is a predicted model, not a curated record. Lineage: Eukaryota; Metazoa; Arthropoda; Insecta; Lepidoptera; Tortricidae.